Molecule: messenger RNA, 1543 nt
Organism: Penaeus monodon (black tiger shrimp)
Lineage: Eukaryota; Metazoa; Arthropoda; Malacostraca; Decapoda; Penaeidae
Molecular function (GO): RNA-DNA hybrid ribonuclease activity; nucleic acid binding
Source: RefSeq, a predicted model, not a curated record
AUGCCCAAGAUCUUGUUGAGACCUGGUCACAACAAUCCAGUGUUCAUAGCCUUCCUUCACAUGUACAAGAGCUGCUCUCCACUCAGAAAACCCGCCGUGCUCUACCACUUACUUCAUUCAUUUUACGAAUCUUCCUCUUCAUGUGGCCUCAUCAUCUCUCCUGAAAAAAGUAGGAUCUUUUCUCUACAAAACCCACGAACACUACCCGAAUUUCUAGUGGGCCCCAGCAUUAUACCAUUCUGCACACAGUAUCUUUACUUGGGAGCUCCAGUUCGAGUCCUUCCCACGACGCCAGCACGUCAACGUGUCCAUCCCAUUGUUCAGGAAUUACUGACACGACUACAACGGCGCCUUGAACCCCUUCGCUGGUUAACCAACAAUGUUGCUGGGGUCUCCAUUCCCGUGGCCAGAAAUAUCUAUACAGCUUUUAUCCGUUCAGUAGUUGAUUAUCUAUCUCCAACUCUUAGUCAACUCUCCAAGACAGCACUAGAUCCCCUAGAAAAAUUUCAGAAUAAGGUAAUGCGCUGCAUUCUAGGAUGCCCAAUGUCCACUAGGAUUGCUAACAUGCAGCAGGAGCUUCGUCUCCUUCCUCUUGUGGAACGAAUCUUUGCCAAUGUAACAUUCUUUACUGUCAAGUGUCUCCAUUCCUCCAGUCUUGCUCCACAUUAUGCAGGCCUUAUUAAUAUGUCACUUGACCCCGAUUCUCGUCCCCCACAACUCCGACCAGGUGGCCGUGCUCUUAUUAGGAAUGUUUGCCGAGACCUUAGAAGAUUGGAUAUUAAUGUUCCCCAAGAGGAAGUUGACCAUGGUCCUCCCCCGUGGCAAACUACUCCUGUAGCAGUUUCCUACACACCCACCUGUAGGAGGGACCUACCCUGCCAACAGAAACAACUAGCCCUAGAGGCCAUUGACAAGGUAAGGUCUUCCAUUCCUGCCUCUCACACCCUCUACGUUGACGGUUCUUUACAAAUAGAUGGAACUGCUGGCUGUGCUGUCUACUCUCCUACUAUUGAACCACCGAAUGAAGGAUGGACUGGACGCCGUCUGCGGGACUGGUCAAGCUCUACCUCCUGUGAACUGCAUGGGCUUCUAGAUGCUGUUAGCCUACUAUUAAGGACCAGAAGCAAUGGACUAGUUAUUUGUGACUCGCAGUCUGCCCUCUGUGCCCUCUCCUCCCCAAAGCCUGAGGCCCGUAGCCUAGUCAAUAACAUACUGCGCCAUCUAGUCACGGCCAUUAGACAUGCACUUGUAAUACAUUUCCUAUGGAUUCCCUCGCAUGUUGGAGUAGCAGCUAAUGAUGUUGUGGACCGUCUUGCCAAAGCUGCCUGUAGACUUGCCCUACCUGCGGCAGACGCCUCGCCAGCAACCCUCUCCCACUACAAGCGGAGGAUACGUACUUCCGCUCAAUUGUCAACCACUCGGCGCAGGAACGUCGAGCGGCCAGCGAGUGUGAGCAUCCAGCACUACGACCACUUCGCCUCUCGUCCCUACAAGUACCGACGCCGCGGUCUGCUGGUAAGAAGACACAAUGUGGUGGCUGCCC